Saprolegnia diclina VS20 is the source of this 1694-nucleotide messenger RNA. RefSeq lists its product as hypothetical. NCBI's taxonomy places the organism in Eukaryota, Oomycota, Saprolegniomycetes, Saprolegniales, Saprolegniaceae. Gene Ontology annotation, cellular component: Holliday junction resolvase complex; nucleus. The record is from RefSeq and is a predicted model, not a curated record. Bases 4 to 1389 code for a protein of 461 amino acids. Gene Ontology annotation, biological process: DNA catabolic process; double-strand break repair via break-induced replication; resolution of meiotic recombination intermediates. Gene Ontology annotation, molecular function: DNA binding; crossover junction DNA endonuclease activity; 3'-flap endonuclease activity. The transcript is spliced from 9 exons.
AGCAUGGCCUGUGCCAACCCAGCGAACGAGGCGCUUGCCGCAGCGCUCGAGAAGAUCCUCGAGGCCGAGGCGGUCAAGGCGGCGACGAGUACGCGCAACACGGGCAACCAAAACCACGUUGUCUCCAACUACAAGCGCGCGUUGUACUCGAUCCGCCACUGUGCCCACGUGAUCCAGACUGGCGACGAGGCCAAGGCCCUCAAGGGCAUUGGCAACUUCAUUGGCCAGAAGAUCCAGGGUAUCCUCACUCGACUAGCAAGCGGCAAUGGACGCGUGCACGAGGCCGACGCUCCACGGCCAAAGAAGCACAAGGCGACAGUCCCGGACGAGCCGCCUGUCCCGGUCGUCGCGCCGCGUGAGCGCGCCGCGCCGACGGAGCCAGCGCCCAAGUACAGGCCUGCGCGAGGGAAACAGCCAUGGUACAUUCUCGUGGCGCUGGCCGAGCUUGAGGCAACGUGCGAAGCGCUGAGUGUGGACACGGAGGCCGUCAUCGCGCGCAUGCAAGCUCUCGGGUUUACCAGCGACCAAGGGCAGCUGCGCGCGAGUCUCGUCGCCCUUGUCAGUACCCACAAGGUUGUUGCCAGGUCGUCGCUCUACGGGCACCUCUUCUUGACAUCGGACGGGAUCCAGAGCGCCCAGUACUGCCAACGCAGCGACGCCGCCGCCCAAGCAGCCGAGCCCGGCCCGGUCGCCCGGCGACCGCCCAUGGAAGCCCCUGCGAUCACGACAGCCUCGACGGACGCGCCGACAGAAUCGUUUGACUGGGCGUCGACCAAUCUGUCUAAAUUUGAGCCCAAGGAGGCGCCGCUGGCGCACACGCAAGACGAAUGGGAGGUUGUGCUGCUCCUCGACCACCGCGAGAUGGUGUCCCGAAGCAACCCGUCGGUGUUUGAGCGCAAGCUGCUCGAGGCCGGCGUCACGUGCGAAGUCCGAGGUCUCCACCUCGGCGAUAUGAUUUGGAUUGCGCGCCGCCACCGCCCUACGUUUGGUGGCCGCCCCAUCACGGAAGAGUUUGUCCUCGAUGUUGUCGUCGAGCGCAAGGCCGUCACAGACCUCGCCAUGAGUAUCAUCGACAAGCGCUACACGGAGCAAAAGCAGCGGCUCGCUGACACCGGGCUGCGCUACGUGGUGUACCUUCUCGAAGGCUCGCUCGCCGUCGAGACGAUCGUAAGCGCCACCGCCCUCGCGACCGCCCUCACCCGCACACAGGUGCUCAACAACUACCUCGUGCACCACGCUGCGUCACCGGACGAGACGGUCGCGUUCUUAUCGGCACUGCACUGGCACACAGUGCGUGAGCUUAGCACUGUGUACAAGGUUCGAAACGCCGCGCCGCCAGCCGCCGCGUCGGUCGGCCGCCCGCCCGCGUCGCUGCGCAACUUUACGUAGCAACUCAUUCCGACGAAUUGGCAGUCGUUUGGCGCGUUCAACGAGACGUUCCGGAAGAAGGCGGCGCCGACGACCGGCGAGCUGUACCAGAUGAUGCUCAUGCAGGUGCCUGGCAUUAGCGCCGGCCGCGCGCGCGAGCUUGGCGCGGCCCACCCGACGUUUCUGAGUUUGUGGCAAGAGACGCAAAAGGCGGCGCCACAGCUGCCGUCGCGCAUCAGCGCCACCGGUCGCGCGAUUGUCACCAACCUCUUCCGCGCCAAAGACUAUGUGUAACCCUAACCUCGUCGAAUAUUAUUAGCUCCACA